AAUGCUGCCCUUUCACAUCGCGAUGAGCCCGGGCACAGCCGCUGUGGUCUUUGGAAGAAGACAGCAGGAGAAUAACUGUUGUGUGCUGUGAUUUUUUGGAGAGAGAAAAAGAUUAUUAAUAUGAUUACUGUCACCGCUUGAAGAAAGAAGACCGGGGGAAGAUUCUUGGGGUGUGCUUUUUUUCUUGCUGUUGCUUGGAAUUUUUUUUUGUAUUAAAAAAAAAAAAGCCAAAGGAGGAACGUGUGGAAGAACCGCAUGCGGGGAGAUGCUUUGAAUUGUGCUUCUGUUUCCAAGGAUUAAAGGAUGAAUAGGCGCUGCUGCGAUGGAGAGAGAAGGCGAUUCAGGCUCCCAGAAUAAGGCCUCUGUCCAAAUGGGACCCUGAAGUCCUCCUCGCUGGUGGCUCCCGCGAUAUUGCCCAGAGGAACGUCCCCCGCUUGCAGCGGCCUGUCCUUCCUCCUCCUCUUCCUCCUCCUCUGGCAGCAGCUGUCCCUGCAAACCUGCUUGUGCAAUGGGUGGGUUGUGAGUACUGGUAAUGAGGAGCUGUGGGUCCCUUCAGCCUUGGAGAUGCCGAAGCGUCGAGACAUCCUGGCUAUCGUGCUGAUAGUUCUUCCCUGGACACUGCUCAUCACCGUGUGGCACCAAAGCACCAUUGCUCCGCUGCUUGCCGUGCACAAGGAAGAUGGUGGAGAUGCUCGUCGCGACUUCGUCCAAGGAUCAGACUCCAAGGAGUACUGCCUGUCCGACCGCGACAUCGUGGAGGUAGUUAGGACAGAGUAUGUCUACACCCGACCACCUCCCUGGUCGGACGCCUUGCCCACCAUCCAUGUCGUCACGCCCACCUACAGCCGGCCGGUCCAGAAGGCGGAGCUGACACGGUUGGCCAACACUUUUUUGCACGUGAUGAACUUGCACUGGAUCCUAGUGGAGGACUCUCAGCGGAGGACCCCUCUCGUUACCCGGCUCCUGAGGGACACUGGGUUGAACUACACCCACCUCAAUGUGGAAACCCCACGCAACUACAAGCUGAGGGGGGAUAUGAGGGACCCCCGCAUCCCCCGGGGGACAAUGCAGAGGAACCUGGCCCUACGGUGGCUGAGAGAGACCUUUAACAGGAACAACAGCCAGCCGGGGAUUGUUUACUUUGCGGAUGAUGAUAACACCUACAGCCUGGAACUCUUUGAGGAGAUGCGGACUACCAGGAAAGUGUCGGUCUGGCCGGUUGCCUUUGUGGGCGGCUUGCGCUACGAGUCGCCCAAAGUGAAUGCUGCCGGGAAGGUCUACGGGUGGAAGACUGUAUUUGACCCUCACCGGCCUUUCGCCAUUGACAUGGCAGGCUUUGCUGUGAACCUCAGGCUCAUCCUCCAGCGACCUCAGGCUUACUUCAAACUGCGAGGAGUGAAGGGCGGAUACCAAGAGAGUAGCUUGCUACGGGAGCUGGUGACCCUGAACGACCUCGAGCCAAAAGCUGCCAAUUGCACUAAGAUCCUUGUCUGGCACACAAGGACGGAGAAACCCGUGCUGGUGAACGAGGGGAAAAAAGGCUUCACAGAUCCAAACGUGGAAAUCUGACGUUGUGUUGCAAAAAGAGAGAAAACAAAUAGCAGGUAUCAUUUUUAGAAUUCCUACAUUCACAUCAAUAUGGUCACAAACCAUUAGCUGU
Molecule: messenger RNA, 1660 nt
Organism: Lacerta agilis (Sand lizard)
Lineage: Eukaryota; Metazoa; Chordata; Lepidosauria; Squamata; Lacertidae
Gene: B3GAT1
Product: beta-1,3-glucuronyltransferase 1
Exons: 6
Coding region: 565-1569 (334 amino acids)
Biological process (GO): carbohydrate metabolic process; chondroitin sulfate proteoglycan biosynthetic process
Cellular component (GO): Golgi membrane
Molecular function (GO): galactosylgalactosylxylosylprotein 3-beta-glucuronosyltransferase activity
Source: RefSeq, a predicted model, not a curated record